UCGCCCAAUCAUCUAACGUCCUCAAUUGGCGCGAAAACUUUCGUUUUCUAAGUUAAAACCGUCAAUCGAUUCGCGAGCGAAUCAAAGUCAUCUGUUGACUUAACGGUUUUAUUUGUGUUUUACCGAAUUAGUUCGAUUCGAUCGACUCGCCCCACGUUGAAAAUGCACUUAUAAAGGCUGGAGAAAGCACUGCGCUCGCAGUCUCCGCUUAACCGCCGCGCGUACCGUGUUCCCGCGCUUUUUUGACGUUUAUUUUUUUAAUUUAUACUUUUUAAUCAGUGUUGCAAUUCCACGGAUUCGUUUCAUCACAUUAAAAUGGAUAUAAGGUGGUGUUUAUUCCUGGCGCUGGUAGCGCUGGCGGCGCGCGCGCACGCCGCCGAGGAGGAGGAUCGCGUGCCCGACAUGGGCAUUGAGGACGAAGAGGAAGAUGAGGUCGCUCUGGACCAGGAGGAAACGCGGAAUCUCCGGCCCCGCGCCUACUCGCCCGGCGCCUUCUCAAACACUGUUCCUGCCGGGUUUAGACCCACGCCGUCUUUAGCUGAGCUGGCUGGAUACCAGCAGAGACAGCAGCCUCAAGAGCAGGAGGCGUACAUCGUGCAGCGGCAACAGCAGUAUCAAGAAGAGAGGCAGCAGAGACCAGCGCCUCAGCGCAAGCACCCGCAACAAGAUCAACACCAAAGGCUCCAGCAGCAGCAAGAAGUAGAAGAGGAACUCGAAGAAGAGAAGGAGGAGCCUGACCGUCUCCAAGCCUUACUCGCGCAGUCCAAGUUCGACUGCGGCAACAAACAGUCCGGGUACUACGCUGAUGAGGAGCUCAACUGCGAGGUGUUCCACUACUGCCAGGAUGCCGUCAAGCACUCCUGGAUCUGCCCUGAGGGAUUCUCCUUCCAUCAAGUCCACCUGAUCUGCAUGCCGCCAACCCACGACAACACCUGCAAGGGGUCAUCCAAGUACCACUUCGUGAACGAGUACCUGUAUAAGCCCAUAAACGAGGAGGAGGUACAGCGCAAGCCCAACGUGUCGCUGAGGUACUCCGACCGGUAUUACCCCGCUGAGGUGUACAGGGACGACCGGUACGACGGCGAAGACGAGGAAGAGGUAACGGAGGAAGCCCCCCGCCGCCACGCCCCUCAGCAGCUGCAGCAGCUGCAAGAGCGUCCAGCACAGCGGCAGCACCAACCCCAAGUGUUCCGCUCCGCCGAGGAGGUCAACAUCCCGCUAGUCCAGAGGCGCCCGCAGCGACCCUACGACUUCGACUUCUAAACCGCCUGCUGGCCAGAACUUAGCUGUUUAAAGUAGCUA
Molecule: messenger RNA, 1302 nt
Organism: Cydia amplana
Lineage: Eukaryota; Metazoa; Arthropoda; Insecta; Lepidoptera; Tortricidae
Product: putative mediator of RNA polymerase II transcription subunit 26
Exons: 6
Coding region: 316-1263 (315 amino acids)
Cellular component (GO): extracellular region
Molecular function (GO): chitin binding
Source: RefSeq, a predicted model, not a curated record